Molecule: messenger RNA, 4208 nt
Organism: Triplophysa dalaica
Lineage: Eukaryota; Metazoa; Chordata; Actinopteri; Cypriniformes; Nemacheilidae
Product: apolipoprotein L3-like
Exons: 5
Coding region: 567-2153 (528 amino acids)
Biological process (GO): lipoprotein metabolic process; lipid transport
Cellular component (GO): membrane; extracellular region
Molecular function (GO): lipid binding
Source: RefSeq, a predicted model, not a curated record
UAAAGGGGUGGAAGGUUAGGACGAUUCUAAGGGCCCAGCCUGAUUUAGGGCCCAGAAGAGCAGACCCCCUUUUUAUUUUCCUAUUUCUUUUCUCUUUUUUUAAUACAUACAUUAAAUAUGCUAGGGCCCCUCGUGCACUAAAUGUGUAUUUUGUCCGUUUUGACCAUAGAUUUAAUAUUUAAAAAACAAAUAAUGUAUUUACUGUUUCGGUCACAACCCUCCCUGCUCCCUCUCACAAUGGUUCAUUCCACCUGCGCUCGCUAGUGUAGCGUCUCUUGCUUAUUGGACUUGCCGCAGACAGUGACACACGCAGACACGUCACAUCAAAAGUCAGGGAAACAAAAACGGAAGGAAAAGAAGUCAAGAGAAGACAGAGAACGCCAAAGUCGACAGUAUGUCACACAGUUUUUCAAAAAGAAAGGUAGCUUGCCAUAUUCCUGUAUUCCAAAACUUAUUUUUGUUGCUACAUGACCUGCUUUUAUCUAGCGAGCUUAGUAAAAUAAUUACUGAAUUAUGAUUUACAUCCAACAAUAAUAACAUCUCUGCUGUCUCCGGGACGGGUUAUCAUGUCUCGUAGACACAGAUUCAGCGGCUGCUGCACACCCACGUCCCCCACCCCCCGUCCCCGUCUCAGCCGAACAAGGACACAGUUACAGGACAGGUUGAUAGAAUAUGUUGAGGAAACACUCAAUUAUAUUGAGACUGUGAGGGACUUCUGUGACCAAGAACAAAAAUGGAUCUCUGAGAGAAAGGCAGAGCUUAAGAAGAUGAGAGACAUUAUGUUGAGACAAAAUGAGGAGGAGAAGCUGGAUGCCGUUCUCGCAGACACUAUAAUGGGGCUGAAGGAACUUGAGAUCUUCCUGGAUGCUGUGGAGAAGCUAACAGUGACUUCACGCCAUGUUUUCAGUGAACAUAUCUUCCUACUGAGGGGACAGAGCCCUGAAAGUCUGAAGUCAGUCAUCAUAGCGGCAGGAGAAGUGGCUCCUCUCCUCAUUCACUUUAAAAGAAAUGCAGAAACCUUCUUCCGUCCUAUACUCCAGAAUGUGAAUGUCUUGGUCUAUCAGCUAGACAACUAUGUACUCAAUACAAAAAAGCUUUGUAAGAUAUUAAGACAAAGUUCAGUCUUGUCAGGAGACAUCUAUAAACAUAAAAUGGAUCAACCUUUUAUGCAGCUCAUUUUGAACGCAGGUGAGAACAACAUGAAACAAAUGCUUCAUCAUUUGAACCAGUUGCGUGAAAUCAGGAUGGACCAGCCCACCCGACUGGCGUUCCUUUUUCAGGAACACGCUCAGGAAUUCAUUGACUUAUUCAGUGAACGUCGCUCUAGAAUGUGGAAGUUCCUGUCUGAUCUGGAGAAGACAGCAGUUAAGCUGAACGAGAUGAAGAAGGGGGCCAGUAUAUCUACUGUGGCUGGUAGUUCAGUGGGGAUAGUAGGGGGGGGCUUGUCUAUUGCUGGCAUUAUUCUUGCCCCUUUCACUGCAGGAGCAUCUUUGGUUGUAUCUCUGGCAGGGCUCGGUCUGGCGGGCAUCAGUGGAGUCAAUGCUAUUGUAACAGGGGUCACUGAAAUGGCAGUCAACAGUCACCAUGAGAACAAUGCACAAAGUUAUUUUAAGAGUUACGUUGAUGAUAUGAGCGAGGUUUUAUUCUGUCUGAAAGAAGCAGGCAACAGUGAAAGACCUUUAGUGCAGCCUAGUGGAGUUGAUGUUAAGGAUGUGUUAAACAUGGCUAGAGAAGGGAUUGAAACUGGUGUGGAUGCACUGGGUGUAGUUGCAGAUGUUGUUGAGCAAAAAAGUACAAAUUUAAUUGCAGCAACCGAGAUCACAGUGACGGACUUAGUCACUGAAACACCACAGGUGGCUAUAAGCCUGUCUAAGGUGGCAAAAGCAGAAACACUGUUGAUCACAAAGUCUGUUAGAGUCGCAUCUGUCGCAGCAAAUUUUCUUUUUAUUGGCCUGGAUGCCUAUUUUCUUAUCACAGAAAGCAUGAGUCUUGCAGAAGGUAGUGAGAGUGAGGUCUCUCAGCUCAUCCGCGCCAGGGAAGCUGUGUGGAAAUCAGAGCUGGAGGCCUGGGAGAAAAUUCACGAUUCCUUAUGCAUAGGAAUAAAGACGAUUAGCGAGAGACAGAUCACCUUGGAGAAACCAUUUCUUCCUUAGAUAUCGAAAUGUGCAUGGGUAUUUAUUCAAAUGCUACAUCAUAUUCAAUUUAAUUAUAUCACGGGGCUGUUGACUGCUUCAUUCUGAUUGGCUAAUGAACAUUCUAAGAUUGUACAAUAUUAUUUAGUUAAACUCACAUCUAUGGAGUUUUUCCAGAUCUGUCAUCCAAAUUACAGUUCCAUAUCAGAGUGGCAAGUUUAACUGAAUAAUGUCAUAACCGUAGCCUACUGUCCAUCCAUUGUUUUAUCUCAAGACAUUUAUAUGGUAUUUGUCCUCAUAUGCUCUGGUAGGACUAAUUUCUUACUUAUCGCAAGCCUGUAUUCAGAUAUCAGGGAGCGAGAAAGAGAGAGAGAGAAAGAAAGAAAGAAAGAGAAAGAGAGAGGAAGACAGACAGUGCACAUGCAUUUGCUUCAUACUCAACAGGCCUGUCAUAAGAAAAGCACAAGAGGAAAAAACAUUACUUCUAAAUAUAAAGCUUGCUAUUCUGUCUCUAAAGCACCGUUUACUGAUUCCACUGACGUAUUUUUCACAUAAAGCCAAUCAUUGAAGAAAUUUAAGCUGUUGCUAUUUUCGUCUUUCUUUGUAUUUUAUCUUUAACUUGCCCAUUGUUUCAUGUCAUUUGCUGAUACUUUACCUUUGAAAUAUGCCUUAACAUUGUUAAUAUUUAGAAUUAGGAUUUCAACAAGUUUUCUCAGAUAAUUCAACUUGAUGUGAUUUUGUUUGUUGUUCGAAAUUUUCAUGCUAAAUAUCAACAGUCAUAUUUUCUCCGAUAAUACAAAUCGCUGUGAUUAAAUUUUCAUGCUAAAUAUGAAGUCACAUUUUCUCAGACAAUGCCAAACGCUGUCAUUUUGUUUGUUGUUAAAAAUGUUCAGGCUAAAUAUUAACAAUAAUUGUUUUCUCAGACAAUGAAAAUUGCUGUGAUUUGGUUUGUUGUUAGAUCUGUAUUAAGUGAUCAAUGUCCUGUGUGGCAUGAGCCGGUAUGAUAUUUUGACAAUAUGAUAACCUUUGGCAAAAGUGUCACGGUUUCACAGUAUUGCAAUUACAACACUACAAUGUGUUAUUUUCAAAUGACUCUUUACAACUUUUCAACUGUACACAAAUACAUUUUAUUUUUAAACAACAUUCGUAGAACCUGUAUGUCAGGUCAAAACAAAGCCUUAAAAUUAUAAUACACAUGAAAAAAAUGUUUUGUCAUAGCCUGUAUGCAAUGCCUAAACAUCAAACAUUUCAUUACAUGACUUGAUUAUUUAUAUUUGUAUAUAGCCUACACAGCUCAUACCUUUGAAACGAUAUCUCCGAAUUGUUUUGUGAUUUUGAAACCUUCAAUUAAUCCUUACUUGGCCCACCUCAGAGCCAUUGAGAAAGAGAGUCACGUCUUCUUCGUUGACUCCAAUGAAACAGUUUUUUCACAGUUUCAAUAGUUCCCGGAAGUUAACAGUAACGCAUGGAGCUGCGACUAAACAGACCAACUGAGGUAAACUUCUAACCCAUCUAACGACGAAAGCCAUUUAAUGAAUACAAAAAUUAAGAAAAUAAAGCAUUUAAAGAGAAAACAUAACUCCCUGGAACUAUCCGAAGGCUCCAUGAAUAGCGUUUCGGACUUCCGUUGGCACAACUCUCUCUCUCAAUGGCUCUGAGUAAGUCAACCAAUCACAUAACUGAUCUGGUGUUAAAUUUCCAAGGGAAGCAUAUAACUUCAUUUUGGUUCUACUGAUGUCUCAAUUAUUUUUGCUUUUUUUAACAUUUAUUUAAUUCUGAUGAUUUAUUGUUUUUGUGUAAUAUUUGUGCAAAAAAUGUUUGUGCAGGAACAAUAUUCAACUCUUAAUUGUUGUUUUGUUUUUCCAAAGAAUUGUUGUCCUAAAUAUUUAUGUCCAUUAUAUCAAUAUAAAGACUCCAUUAUCAUCGAAUAUUGAAAAAAUAAAGAAAUUAGGCAUAUUUCAAAUGGAAACUGCAAAAAGAAAAAAGCUUUGUCUGAAAAUCUCUGUGUAUUUAGAAGUAUGCUGUUUGCUUUUUGAACCACUAGAGUUCACACUCUUAUUAAACAUUUUUAUAUUG